Lathyrus sativus (Indian pea) is the source of this 798-nucleotide messenger RNA. Lineage: Eukaryota; Viridiplantae; Streptophyta; Magnoliopsida; Fabales; Fabaceae. The record is from the annotation of a GenBank genome assembly.
AUGAAUUCAAUGAACCAGGAUGAAGUAAUUAAUGACGGAGAAGUUCCUGUGAAUGGAAAACAAAGUCGAGGUGAGCCUGUGAUUAAAAGUGGAAGGAAUAUUAAAAAUCAAAAAGGGAAAUAUGGAAAAUAUCAUGAUUCUCAUCAUGAAAUGCACAUAUGGAACGAAAGAGAAAGGAGAAAUGAAAUGAGGAACAUGUUUGCUAGCCUUCAUUCUUUGCUUCCACACCUGCCUUCUAAGGUUCAUAAGUCAACUAUUGUGGAUGCAGCAGUGACGGAAAUAAAAAAUUUACAACAAAUUCUUGAAAAUUUAGAAAAGAAGAAGCAAGAAAAGCUUAAAUCUAUGUUCCCAUUUGUGAGUGAUUCAUCAUCUGUGACGAACUCACCAUUGAAUUCAUAUGAAUCAAGGAAAUAUAUCAUAGUUGAUCAAGGACCCUCUAAUAAUAAUAAUAAUAAUAAAUUUCCUAUUAGUGCAAUUGAAACUUCAAAUGCAUUAUCGCUAUAUGCACCUCCACCGCAACAAGUAGCUUUUCAAACAUGGUCUUCUAAAAAUGUUAUGUUGAACAUUUGUGGGGGCGAAGCACAAUUUUGCAUAUGUUCAAGUAAGAAGUCAGGUCUCUUGACAAUAAUUUCUUUUGUGUUGGAAAAACAUAUGAUUGAUGUUGUAUCUAUCAACAUUACGCGCAACGGAAAUAUGUACAUGAUUCUAGUUCAUGGAAGCCAUGGUUCAUAUAACAAAAUUUCAAUGGAGGAAACUUACAAGCAAGCGGCUGGAGAAAUUUCGAUGUGGAUAUCUUAA